Messenger RNA from Maylandia zebra (zebra mbuna), 759 nucleotides. RefSeq names its product fucose mutarotase (gene fuom). NCBI's taxonomy places the organism in Eukaryota, Metazoa, Chordata, Actinopteri, Cichliformes, Cichlidae. Gene Ontology annotation, molecular function: fucose binding; racemase and epimerase activity, acting on carbohydrates and derivatives. Gene Ontology annotation, biological process: fucose metabolic process. The record is from RefSeq and is a predicted model, not a curated record.
CUAAGGAAGACUGUCAAGAUAGUUGUUGCUAAAGCUACUAAACCCUUUAUCCGACAAACCAACAACGAAAAAUAAUAAGAGUUUGAAUCUUAGCUUGACGACUGAAUCUUCCGCCAUAACAGUUAACAUUUACAACUUUAAAGUUUGUUUUUCUUCCUAAAUUGGUAAUUUUAUGUUUCUGCAUGUCACAAACGAAGACGGAAGUUGGCUACAGGCACUACUCUCGCGUCGCUUGAGCCGUCUCCGAUUCUCCGUGUUUUGAGGCUGCAGGAAUGGUCGUGCUAAGAGGAAUCCCCUCUGUUUUAUCACCUGAACUUCUGUAUGCUCUCGCUAAAAUGGGCCACGGGGAUGAACUGGUGCUUGCUGAUGCUAAUUUCCCAGCAUCUUCUAUUUGUGCAUGUGGCCCAAAGGAGAUAAGGGCUGAUGGGUUGGGGAUCCCACGGCUUAUGGAGGCUGUUUUGAAGCUUUUGCCCCUGGACACCUAUGUCCCCUCUCCGGCUGCAGUUAUGGAUCUAGUAGAUAGUGACAAGCAGAGAGGUUUAGCUGUGCCUGUGUGGGACACCUACGAACAGCUCUUGAGCCAGGCAGGCUCUCAGGUUUCUCUUGAGAAGGUGGAAAGGUUUGCUUUCUAUGAACGAGCCAAGAAGGCCUACGCUGUUGUGGCAACAGGGGAGACAGCUCUGUAUGGUAACCUGAUACUGAAGAAGGGGGUCAUCCCUGCUGAGCAGCUACAGUGACACGCACACACACAUUUUGAAC